AUCUGCCUUUCUGUUCAUGCCUUUGACAUCAGCUUCUUAAAGGCCAUGGGAGCCUCAGGCCACUUUGUAAUUUGAUUAAUCCACAGAAAGGGUAGCCAGACGCAGAGCUCUGUGGAUUGUGUUGGGAGGGAGACUGAACAGCUUUAGAAGAGAUGGAGACCCUAGUCUUUAUAUUUUCAUUUUCUGCCCUCGGCAUCCUUUAUGCCAUGAACACCAACCCUGUGUUACAAGAGCCGUAUACCAUCUUGGGGGUCGGCGUCGCUGUGCUGGUGGUUGUGUUUCUAUUCUACUUCCUCAUCACUCGUGGCAACCCACCUAAAGACCUCUUAUUCUUUGUUUUUGCUGAAUUUUCCUUCACGUGUAUCAUCGACCUGGUGAGCGCGCUAGAAUAUGAUGGCCUUAUCUCAGGUUUUAUGGAAUUCUACCAAAAGACGGGGGAGCCCUACCUGGGAACGUCCUACGCCAUCAUGAUGUGCUACUGGGAUGGAAUUGCACACUUUAUAAUGUACCUGAUCAUGAUCAGCAGGAUAACAGACAGGAAAGCGUACCGCACCAUUGGCUUGUUCUGGGCUGGUUCUUUGUCUGCCAACAUGAGCGUGUUCAUUACAGGGAUCGUGGCAGGUAAAUAUGCUUCUGAGAUUAACCCAGCCUUCUGGAUCAACUUUCUCUUCCUUCUGAUGCCAAUCAUUGGAGCCAUCACUAUAUUCACACGGCCCCAGGACAGACCACGGAUUGGUGGUUAUAAUGCCAUGCAAGUUCAGACCAUGAAGCUGAUCUGGCGUCCGAAGGACAUGAUACUGCUGGUGCUCCUCUUUGUUUCCAUGGCCUUCACUGUCCUCAGAGGCCUGGUGGCUCUGGACUCUCCACUGGAAGCUUGUUCGCUCUACCUGAGGCAGUAUGAACCCUACCUAAAGGAUCCUGUGGGCUACCCCAGAGUUAUGAUGCUGCACUUUUUGUUCUAUGGACUGCCUAUGCUGGGUGCCUUUGCAUAUGGUCUCCUCAAGCCUGCGUGCACAUGGAUGUUAGAUUGGACCGUUUUCUGUGCUGGAUUUAUGAUUCAGUGCCAGUGGGCCCAUAUCGGAGGGUCCCUCCACCCUCGUACCACGGCUCCUUUCCGUAUCCCCAAUGAUGCUUUCUGGUCUGUUCUGGUGCUCAACUUGCUCUACACUGCCACCCCCAUCCUGGUGGCCUUACGGGUGCACAGUAACCCCUAUUUCUUCCUGAAGAUCAACCCCUUUCCAGGGCAGACAGGUUUGCCAAACAGCGAGGAGAAGGAUACCAAGUACAAAGACAAAUAGUCAUUCAUCAUUUUCUCUGACCUUUGGAGUGAAUCUAUUGAGUUAUGAGAAACUGCUCCAUUUCAACUGCCACAUUUCUAAAGCCAAAACACAAGAUUAUUUUACUUAAGGUCUUUG
Molecule: messenger RNA, 1415 nt
Organism: Cheilinus undulatus (humphead wrasse)
Lineage: Eukaryota; Metazoa; Chordata; Actinopteri; Labriformes; Labridae
Gene: tm6sf2b
Product: transmembrane 6 superfamily member 2
Exons: 12
Coding region: 153-1298 (381 amino acids)
Biological process (GO): lipid homeostasis; regulation of lipid metabolic process
Cellular component (GO): endoplasmic reticulum-Golgi intermediate compartment membrane; endoplasmic reticulum membrane
Source: RefSeq, a predicted model, not a curated record